Acaulospora morrowiae is the source of this 508-nucleotide messenger RNA. Lineage: Eukaryota; Fungi; Glomeromycota; Glomeromycetes; Diversisporales; Acaulosporaceae. The record is from the annotation of a GenBank genome assembly.
AUGUCACGAGGAGACUCUGGAUAUAUGAGCUCGAGUGAUGGUCUAGACAUCUUUGAAAAAGCAAACGAAGAAAUAAAGCAAAUUGAAGAACUUUAUAGAAUAAAAAAUUCAAGAUCGUUUUUUGUUGACCAAAAUAACGGAUCUUGCUUGACAGAUAAUCUUGAUAAUAAUGCUCCGCCUCUUCAGCGAAAUAAAUCACCGAAGACACUACCUUCUGACAACACCCCAAACGAAACAGUUCCAACAAGAUCGUCGGCACCAAAAACAUUGAAGGGUAAACGGUCACGCGCUUUCAGUCCUUCAUCUGAGCAACAGCAAUCAACUCCAUUAUUAUCAGGGCCAACAAUACCAAUCCAUCGCGCAACAGCUUCAUUAGAUUCCAAUAAAGUUACAUUAACAUCCGAGGUUCAUAAGAUGAGACAACAAUCAGCUCCUUGCUCGCCACAAAUAACCCCCCUAUCAAGGCCUCCAUUGCCCAUCCCAGUAACAGGAUCGGCACCAACUCAUC